Molecule: messenger RNA, 1557 nt
Organism: Dromiciops gliroides (monito del monte)
Lineage: Eukaryota; Metazoa; Chordata; Mammalia; Microbiotheria; Microbiotheriidae
Product: cytochrome P450 2K6-like
Exons: 9
Coding region: 1-1491 (496 amino acids)
Biological process (GO): xenobiotic metabolic process
Cellular component (GO): cytoplasm; intracellular membrane-bounded organelle
Molecular function (GO): iron ion binding; oxidoreductase activity, acting on paired donors, with incorporation or reduction of molecular oxygen, reduced flavin or flavoprotein as one donor, and incorporation of one atom of oxygen; heme binding
Source: RefSeq, a predicted model, not a curated record
AUGAGUGUGUUUGAUUUGCUUUCCAUACUUUCUGGGCUAAGUCUGAUUUUUAUGUUUAUUUUAAAUAUUAAACCUACUCUGACAAAGAAUUUCAAGAGACAUUCUCCUCCAGGACCAAGGCCUUUGCCAGUCAUUGGAAACCUGCACAUACUCAAUCUGAAGAGACCCUACCAAACCAUGCUAAAGCUCUCCCAGAAAUACGGCUCCAUCUUCAGCUUUAAUAUGGGCCCCAAGAAGGUGGUGGUGCUGUGCGGAUAUGAGACAGUGAAGGAUGCCCUAGUGACCUACUCUGAGCAGUUUGGAGAGAGGGCUCAUGUGCCUAUUUUUGAAAAAAUAUUUGAAGGAAAAGGAAUUGUCUUUUCUCAUGGUGAAAACUGGAAAAUUAUUAGGAGAUUCAGCUUGACAACUCUGAGGAACUUUGGCAUGGGCAAGAGGGCCAUAGAAGAGAGGAUUGUGGAAGAAUGUCAACAUCUAAUACAAGUCUUUGAGUCCCAUCAAGGAAAGCCCUUUGAGACCAAUACAAUAAUGAAUGCCUCUGUCGCCAACAUCAUUGUGUCGAUAUUGUUUGGGAAUAGGUUUAACUACCAAGAUCCUCAAUUCCUGAGACUUUUGCAUUUGAUUGGUGAAAAUGUGAGACUUGCAGGAGGUCCUAGCAUUAUGCUUUUCAAUAUGUUCCCAGUCUUGGGGUUCCUUCUACAAGAUCACAAAACAGUACUCAAGAAUAGAGAUGAAUUAUUUUCUUUUAUAAGGAUGACUUUCUUAAACCACCUUCAAAAACUGGAUAAAAACGACCAAAGAAGUUUCAUUGAUGCCUUUCUUAUCAGACAACAGGAGGAAAAAGACAAGCCUGGUGACUACUUCAACAAUGACAACUUGGUGGCCCUUGUUACUAACCUGUUUACUGCUGGAACAGAGACUACUGCCUCCACCCUACGUUGGGGAAUUCUGCUUAUGAUGAAGUAUCCCGAGAUCCAGAAAAAGGUCCACAAUGAGAUCGCCAAAGUUGUAGGAUCAGCCCAGCCUCGUAUUGAGCAUCGAACUCAAAUGCCAUAUACAGAUGCUGUCAUCCAUGAAAUUCAGAGGUUUGCUAACAUUCUGCCAAUGAGUGUAUCCCGGGAAACUACCAAAGAUGUCAUCUUUAAAAACUAUUAUAUUCCAAAGGGAACCGAGACUAUCAUCUUGUUAACCUCAGUACUUCAAGACCAAACCCAGUGGGAAAAACCUUACAGUUUCAACCCCCAGCAUUUUCUCACUGUGGAAGGAAAAUUUGUCAAGAGAGAUGCAUUCCUGCCCUUUUCAGCAGGGUGGAGGAUGUGUGCAGGAGAGUCCCUGGCCAAAAUGGAGUUGUUCCUGUUUUUUACCAGCCUCCUUCAAAAAUUCAUCUUCCACCCACCUCCUGGAGUCUCUAACAUGGAUCUGGAUCUCACACCAGACAUUGGAUUCACCUUACGACCAAUGCCCCACAAGAUCUGCGCUCUGCCAUAUUCCUAGGGGCCUUUCUUGGGUUCCUUCACCUGACUUCUAUAUUUCUUUUCUUCUUUUUCUUCUUCUUCUUCC